AUGCCGUCUUUGUGGACGGCGGUGGGGCGUCUUCGCCCGUUCAGCUGCUGCACCCUGUCGCGCUCCAGCAGCUGCUGGCGGAGCUGCCCAAAGCCGAGGCCCUGCAACGCCUGCAGGAGGCAAAGAAGAUUGCGCUGGCGUCCGACCACGACACCACCACUCCACUUAGCGCGCUGCCUGGCAACUCCAGGCGCGUGCUCUGCGUCAAGGACACCACGCAGCGCACGGUUUCCGAGCUGCACUCGCGACAGUCCCGGUUUCUGGCGAAGGCAGAGGGGCGGGCGAUGGCGCACGACCUCCGCCUCGUGGAGGCCUUCACGCAGCGGCUGCUGA
Molecule: messenger RNA, 333 nt
Organism: Trypanosoma conorhini
Lineage: Eukaryota; Euglenozoa; Kinetoplastea; Trypanosomatida; Trypanosomatidae
Exons: 1
Coding region: 1-333 (110 amino acids)
Source: RefSeq, a predicted model, not a curated record